UGAAAGAUUGACAGCUCGUGCCUUCCUAGCUCGCUGGUGGACUCGGCAGCUCCCGUUGUGUGAACCAAACGAACACAACUGACGUCGACACUCAGUUUUAGUUUCUCACUUUUACAUAAGUUUGAAACAGGAGUGACUCGGUGUGGAUUUUCCUCGAGCCUUCGGGGUAUGACAGUGGGGCGGCCGCGGCAAACAAAGUAAAAGAGGAGGCAGACCCGUCCGUUUGAUGGCUGCUGGGGAUGGAGCCCAGCUGCCGGCCACAGUAGCGGCCAGCCGGAGCGUGGAGAAGGCUCUGGAGGAGGCUGCAGCGAGUGGGGCUCUCAACCUGUCCAACCGAAAGCUGAAGGAGUUUCCUCGCAGCGCCAGGAACUACGACCUGUCUGACAUAACACACGCAGAUCUGUCGAAGAACCGGCUAUGUGAGCUUCCAGAGGAGCUCUGUCAGUUCAUCUCUCUGGAGACCCUGAGCUUGUACCACAACGGAAUGCGUUUAUUGUCCCCCAGCCUGGCCAACCUCCAGGCCCUCACCUACCUCAACCUCAGUCGGAAUCUCCUGUCUAGUUUGCCUCCAUCCAUGUUUCAGCUUUCCCUCCUGCGAGUGCUUAUUGUCAGCAACAACAAGCUGUCUUCGCUGCCCUCAUCCAUCUACUCUCUCACACACCUGCGACAGCUGGAUGUCAGCUGUAAUGAGCUGCAGAGUUUACCAGCAGAACUUGGUCAACUGGAGAGUCUGAGGGACUUGAACCUAAGGAGGAACCAGCUCACCACGUUGCCUGAAGAAAUAUCCGAACUUCCACUUGUUCGGCUCGAUGUGUCCUGCAACCGAAUUUCCCACGUGCCUCUGUGUUACCGUCACCUCCGACAUCUGCAGACCAUCUCACUGGACAGCAAUCCUUUACAAAUGCCACCUGCACAAAUCUGCUCCAAAGGCAAAUAUCACAUCUUCAAGUACCUCAACAUGGAGGCCUGUAAGAGUCACGAGGAGCUGGAGAAGCACCUAAACCUGAGGCCGACUGGAUUUAAAAGCUGCCUCUCAGACCAGGAGCUGUUCACAUGUCAGUUUGGUGGCCUGGACUCCGGCUUUAAUAGUGUGGACAGCGGCAGCAAAAGAUGGUCUGGGAAUGAGUCAGCCGAUGACUUCUCAGAGCGUUCUCUUCAGAUGGCUGAGGUCAACAGGGACCAAAGAAACCUUGAGGAGGAGGAUGAAGAAGAGGAUAGUUCCCCAGAGGCUAACAAUGUGAAUGGAGCAGCUGAACAGGUCAACUUCAUCAACAGCAGCGUGACAGAGGUGAUCAGGAUAGAUCCACCUACACCUCUCAUCAUGCCUCCUUCGGAGCAGGAGACAUCUUUACCAUCCCAAAGCCAAGACACAACAAACAGAUCCAGCCCCCAGAUGGAGGGGAACUCCUAUUCAUCAGUGUCCUCGUCCCCUGUGUCACCGUCCAGCCCCACCCUGGAGGAGAGGAGGAGGCCUGGCACCUUGUUCAUCUGGCAGGAGAGAGAACGGCUUCAGCAACAGCGGGCGAAGGCCAGUUUGUUCAAGUCAUCCACUAAAUCUGGAAGUCAUGUGGCCUCUGCACCACAGACAGGAAGCAGCUCAUGUGGUGGCUCACCAGAAAAUGGUAACGCCCAAACAGGCCUGCGUCAGAGAUGUGCAAGUGCUGACCAGAUGAGCACAGGAUCACCAUCAGUCCUUCUGCAUCGCUCCAGCAGCAGAACAGAUGUGCCGUCCUCUCCAAAGGCAUCCUCUCCUCCUGGUCAAGCUCAGAAGCCCAACAGUUUCCUGUUUCGCACCUCCUCUCGGAGCAAUGUCAAACCCACAGGGAACAUUUUCACUCUGGGUGAUUCUGGUAGGUGUGAAUCUCGCACCACUCUGCGUUCGCCAAAAGAGGAGAGAAGAGACAUUACACAACUACGCAAGACCUUGGAAUCUCGGCUGAAGAUUUCUCUGCCGGAGGACCUGACUGAGGCUCUGUCCAACGGAACCAUCCUCUGCCAGCUGGUCAAUCAGAUCCGACCGCGCUCUGUGUCAAUCAUCCACAUUCCCUCCCCUGCAGUGCCAAAACUGAGCUCAGCAAAAUCCCGACUUAACGUUGAAAACUUCAUCGCUGCUUGUCGCAAGCUGGGAGUCCCUGAGCCUGAAAUGUGUGUGUGCUCUGAUGUGCUUCUAUGUAAGCUGCCUGCUAUGCUGCGCUGUGUGGCGGCCUUGGUGGCCGUGGAAGCGGGGGAGCCUGAAGAGGACCGCUCCCCUUACUGUGCGUCACCUGCGUCUUCGUCGCCCUCCUCUUCCUCCUCACUGCUGUCGGCAGACUUCCUGUUCUUUUACUGCUCUGCCAUGGCGCUUCUCUACGUCAUCUACUGCUAUCUGUUCACCUAAAGCAGCUGCACAGAACCCUUCCAGACUCCAUGUUGAGCUGUUCUACAGAACGUCCAGCUGUCACUGAAACAAUGUGAACAGUGUGUGUUGAGAACACACUGACUGUAGAUCAGGUGUCUUAAGCUGUCAGCUGCUCUGGCUGGAUGUUGGAGGCAUAAAGAAUACUAAAUGAUGAUGAUAUGAGAGAGGAUGAACAGGGAGAUGCCUUAACUUGAUCUAGCUUUGAUUCUAUAAAGCACCGCAUGUUUGGAAAAGGUGGGAGGCAUGUCUGGAACUGAGCUGCUUGGUGGCACAAAGUGUGUCUUUGGCUGAGAUGUUUGGGUGGAACAGAGGAACCAAAUCUGUUACAUAACAGAUCUGCAGUCUUUAAAAAAAACCUAAACAUUGGAGCUUUUAGGAAAGGUUGUUGUAUAGUUUAUUUUCAAUAUAUAUAUCUGUACUAACUGCAUGUGCUUCCAUCAAAAGUCUACAUGUGCUCUGGUUUGCUAGGACGGUUAUUUAAAUGGUUUAGAUCCAGGUAGAAGCCAGUCCUGGAGAUGUGAUUUAUUUUUCAUCCUGCCUUAUAAGAGGCCAGACAUGUCUGGGAUUGUUUUUUAUUGGAAUUAUAAUGAAAGCAGGAUCAGCCUUAAGGCUGUUUGUCUUUUGCUUUAGUGCAAUAGCGAUAAAACACACACUGCGCACCCAGCGUGUUCUUGUUUGUUGCUAUAUUUACUCAUCCACCUAAACUUCUUGGAGCAAACGUAUGGUAUGGAUGAGGAUCAGUUUGUUGCCCCUCUGGUAGAAAUGUGUAAAAGCAUUAGAAUAAAUGUAUCUUUGAUUGCAGCAGUAUAACCUGACUGAACAUUUUAGAAAAAUUCAACGUUUAAUUUGAGUACAUUUAUUAAUUUAUUCAUUGUCUUCAGCAAAAACAACAGCAAGCAAGUUAUUGGUACCUCUGCUGUUAAUACUUCCUUUUGACCCUUUUGCCUACAAAACAGAACCAAGUCUUCUCCAACAACCUAACCUUCAACAGAAAGACAGGUCUCUGAUCAGUUCUUUUUGCACAAUCUCUCUAGAUGGUCCAGAGUCUGAUACCCUCUUCUCUUCUCUUUUCUCUUCUCUUCUCUUCUCUUCUCUUUUCUCUUCUCUUCUCUUCUCUUCUCUUCUCUUCUCUUCAGCUCAGCCCAUAGUUUUUCCACAGGAUUUAGGUCUGGGUGCUGAGGUGGCUGUGGAAGACAGUUGAUUUAGUGUCUGCUGAACCAUUUCUUUGUCAGUAUGGUCUCUUAUCCUGUUGAAAUAACAACCUAUUUUCUUUUUUCAGCUACACUCUAUCAAGUUUGUUUAAAUUCAAAUGAUCUGUUAUUUCAAAUAACUCACAAUGUUAUGUACUCUCAUGGAGUUCUCAGGGGCUCUGAAACACAGACAGACCCAGAGCAUCACAGGUCCUCCACCACUCUUAACAGUUUGCCUGUGGUGCUUUUUCACAUGAUCAGCUUUGGUUUUACAGCAAACCCACCUGGAGUGUUUGUUCCAGACGGUUCCAGUUCAUAUCCCUGCAGCGUGUGGCAAACUCCACAUAUUUACGUUUGUGUUGGUUGGAUAGAAAGGGCAUCACUCCAAACCAACCAAUUGACCUUUAGAUGGAGACUUGGUGACUCCAAGCUACCACUCUGUGCUGCAUUUCUCUAACAGUGAGCUUUGGAGAUAUUUUUACUUCCAUCACCAUCCUGCUCACUGUGUGGUGACAAGAUAAAUUUGGGUCCUUAUCCCAAACUGAAAUGGACCUCUGUGUCACAUCAUAUGUAUACCCCAGGAAAACAGGAAGUCACAGAUUACUAGUUAGAAGUUUCUAUAAGCUCUGAUUAGCUUAUAGAAAACGCUACAGGUACAUUUUUUUAAAAAGGAUUAUCAGAGGUACCAAUAACUGUGUUUCUGUUAACACAUUAGUUUUUUUCCUAAUUGAAUAAAUGUACUGAUGUUAAAGCAUUGAUUUUUUUCCUACAUUUUAAUGUGUGAAAUUCUGCUGCUGCAAUUAAAGAUUAAUUUAUUUUAGAGCUUUUUCCACAUCAGGGCCAAUAAAUUUGUCAAGUAUUUUUGGAUUGUGCAGAUUCUCUGAACAUUGCUGUGAAAAAAGUCCCAGUUUUUUAUCUGACUUGAGAGGACUUCUUUGCACUCAUUUUUCAAUGCAGAGCAAUAUUUAAACAUUUAACCUUAUUCUAAACAAGACAGUUAUUCUGUUUGACCUACAGGUACAUAUUCUUGUUAAUAUAUUUAAACUUUUCCAAAUAGGAGCCCUCAAACCGUGUAACUGCAGUUUACAGCCAGAAAAUAUUGCAUAGUAUUUAUGUAAUACACCUUGAAGCUACAUAAUCUGCAUACCCUCUAUAUUAUAUGUGCAUUAAGGUUUACACUGUGGUGGUAUAUUUUACAGUCAGAUUAACAUGUAAAGCUAAAGCAGGACGUCAGUUAAAGGCAUGAAUAUAAGCAGGGGUACACUGUCCUGCAGGUGGGUCAAGUGACUUCCAGGAACAUCAUCACAUAGUACAAAAACCUCACAUAAUAUUGAUCAGCAGUCCCAGUUCAAUUUCUGAACUUCUAACAGUGGGAAAACCACAAACUCCCAUCAGCAUCACCUAAAUGAUGGGAAUGUUAAUCCCUUUAACUCCAGGAAACAUCUCUAAACUGGUUUCCUCCAGCCUGUGACACUCUAACUCUCAACCAGUAAAAACUAUUUGUGCCUCCAGAGGAACUCUGAUGUUUUAUCGUAAGACUUUCCAGAGACUGAACUAUGAAUGGGAUUUUUAGCCCUGAGACAAAUGUAAGUUCAUUAAAUAUGGAAUUUGGAUGUGAAGCGUUGAUGUUUGCCACUGAAUAAAGUGACAGGCAGAAAGCUGAAAGUGCCUGUUGCUCAACACUGACCUUGUCUAAAAUGCAUGCUGUGUUACCUGGUAGCAGCAGAGGGCGAUGUUGCUUCAUCAGCCACUUAAUCAACGGUACAAACCCCUUCCAGGAGGUGGUGUGUGAAGCCCUGUUUGUCGUUGGCACUGGUCUAUUUGACCUGUUGACUUUACUUGUAUAAAUGUAAACAGGUUAUUAAAUUAUUGCUUUUAUUUAUUUUUAUUUUGUUCUAAUUUUGUUUUUGUGGGGAAACAGCAGAAGCUCUCCAAGGUUUGGGAAAUUAGUGCAGAAACUUUAAAUAACAGCAGAUCAAUAUUUAAUUAUUAUGAGUUAAACUAACAGUGGAGCUUGAAUUUUCUCUUGGCUACACAUCUAACAAACCAUUAGACAGCCUCUGCACUUUCCACCACACAUUAUCCUUUGUGUCUUUCUGCUCAUAGAAGGUCAGUGACUGCAGAUAAACUCAAUUUAAAAACUCGUUAUCAGGUUCAUAUAACUUAUGUGGAGCUUCAAAGCCAAAAUGUAUAGCAGGAUUCCACAACAGUUUGAACUGCCCUAAACAUGAAAAAACUCUAGAAAUGAUAGAACGGGUUGGAACAAAUUGAAUGAAUUAAUAGAAGAAAAGAGUAAAAUAAGAAGAUACAUUGAAUAUUCUUAAAAAUCUAUUCUUAAAAUGGGAAGUCUCAAAUUACCAGGAAUGUUGUGAACCAUGAUUCAGUGAAGAGGUUAUGAGCAAUCAAUAUCUUACCUGCAGUACAUAACUCUUUUCUAUGAUACUCUUUCUGGUCAGGUGCGCCAGACUUUAGUUAUCUAGACUGAGGUCCACAUGUUUACUGCAGGUAAGAUGCUCUUCAUAACCACAACUUCACAAAAUCCAACAUUUCCUUAAAGCUGAGCAAAUAAAGUCAUGAAGAAAUGGUAGAAGACCAUUUUACAUCACUAUCAAGAGUCAACCCCUUAAUACUUCUUGAGAAAGGUUUCAUGUUUCUUCUCCUUCAUACAACUAAAGUUAGUUUAUUUCUUCAUCUCGUCAGACUUCUUUAAGCAGCUUCAAGCAUCUGCUGUCAUAGUCAGUCAGUUAGCUCCAGGCUACAGCUUGGAUAUGAACGUUUCAUUCAACAGUCCAGGUGUUGCUACCAGUGCUACUCUGCGUGCCUCUGGUUGUUCUUGGCUUAGUCUGUGCAGUGGCCACCAACUGGGGUUCAUCUCCCAUACUACAAAAUAAACUCCAUGUCCACUCAGUACAGAUGCUGCCAUCUCCACUCAGACCAUCUACAGCUUUGCUAAGGCUGGCUGCUGCUGCUAGUAACGAUGGGCUCUAUUUGUAUUCAGAUGAUGUCAUUUUUGUGGAAAAACUAAGUGAACUGAGAUGCUCCAAAAAACUGAAAUACAAAUGGGAACCAAAAAAAUAGCUUUUUGUGAAAAGAUAAAUGAUCAAUUAGAAACAAAAAGAGUUCUUGCCUCCUUAAAUGAAAGGCGAAACAUUUCCUAAACUUGGUGGUUGAUUUUGUUCUAUUUUCCAAAGCAGGAUUUAGGUCGGUCUAUCUUCAAUAUGUUCGCUUUCUGUACAUGUUUUAAUGAAUGGGUUCUUUGGACACCCCUGGAGUACAGCCUCUGUUUGUGAACAUGUUGCAACAGUGUCUGGAUUCAGUUUCUCUAACUUGAAACAGAAUUUAAAAUCUAGAUUCCAAGCCAGAAAAACGCAUCGGUAUAUCACCUGAAUUCAAAAUCCUAUUUGGGGAAGCUGCAAGUUUCUCACCAACCCAACCUCAAUAUCCAACAUUAGUCCUAGAGAAACAAAUGUUCCACAGGUUGCUAACAGUAGUUAGCCUCGCCCCUGAGGACAACCAUUUUCAGAUCUGAUCCUCAACCUUAAAGUCAAAUAUAUGGUGUUGUAUCUUGUGUUUUUUAACCUGCAGCAUCAUCUUAAAUAAUGAUUUGAUGUUGAUUUUGCAUCUUCCGAGCCAGCGGAAGCAAACAGGUCUUUCUGUAGUUCCUAAGCAUGUUAGCCAACCAUUAGAAAAUUUGGAGAAAAAAAAAACUUGAUGAGAACUGGAAAACACCCAUCAUGUAUAUUAAUGGAGGAGACUGUUUCUAUGCUCAAUACCAUUCUGAUAUAAAAAAAAACAACACAUUUUUACACUAUCGUUUCAUUUUUAAUUUCUAUGUUGUUUAUCGGACACUUUAAGCGCUUCAACUCGGGUAUAGCAGCAGACGGUUACAUUAGGUCAUAGAAUGGACUGUGCAAAGCUUUAUCACACAGUUCAGUUAUACAAAGGUCAGAACAUCUGCUGUAAAAACACCCCUUAUUUCUUUUUGUUAAACUGCUGUUAUUAUGGAAAUUAUUUCAGUUCAAUGUAUAUUUUGAGUGAAACUGGAUUAGCAACAUGCAAUAAAUUCAUUCAUUGGCUUAGAGCAAGCUAUAUUCCUACACGUUAGUGGAACAGAAAUACUGUUGUAUUUUAUAUUUAUAUAAUACUCUUUUUGACUUCAUAUGAAUUUAUAUGGUUGUUUUUCUUCCUGUUGUAAAGAAAUGAUUAAAAAUGAAACUUUGA
Messenger RNA from Girardinichthys multiradiatus, 7809 nucleotides. It is a transcript of the gene lrch4, whose product is annotated as leucine-rich repeats and calponin homology (CH) domain containing 4. Gene Ontology annotation, molecular function: protein binding. The coding region runs from base 227 to 2377 and encodes 716 amino acids. NCBI's taxonomy places the organism in Eukaryota, Metazoa, Chordata, Actinopteri, Cyprinodontiformes, Goodeidae. The record is from RefSeq and is a predicted model, not a curated record. The transcript has 18 exons.